Molecule: messenger RNA, 2373 nt
Organism: Neofelis nebulosa (Clouded leopard)
Lineage: Eukaryota; Metazoa; Chordata; Mammalia; Carnivora; Felidae
Gene: SLC22A8
Product: solute carrier family 22 member 8
Biological process (GO): transmembrane transport
Cellular component (GO): membrane
Molecular function (GO): transmembrane transporter activity
Source: RefSeq, a predicted model, not a curated record
AUGGAGCGGGUGACAAGUCUCAUUGAGGUGACCUGGGACUUCGCGGGCGUCUCCAGCAAACUCAAGGAGGUGGCCCAGUCUCUCUUCGUGCCAGGCACGGUUAUUGGGGGGAUCGUGCCGGGAAAUCUAUCUGACAACUACCGGUUUGGCCGCAAACUGACCCUGACCAGCAGCUACCUGCUGCUGGCGGCCAGUGGUUCCUGUGCAGCCUUCAGCCCCAACCUCCACGUCGACAUGAUCUUCAGCUUCCUGAGUGGCUGCAACACAGGCAUGGCCCUGAGCCCCGUUAUCUUGAGUGCCGAGCGUGUGUCCAUCCAGACGCGGGCCAUCAUAUCAACUUUACUUGGUUACUUCUAUACCGGCGGUCCGUUCUUUCUGACGGAUCUUGCCUAUGCCAUCCGCCAGUGGCUCUGGCUACAGUUAACCGUGUCCAUUCCCUUCUUCGCCUUCUUCCUGUCGUCAUGGUGGAUACCAGAGUCUGUACGUUGGAUGGUCCUGUCUGGAAAGUUCUCAAAGGCUCUGAAAAUACUCUGGCAGGUUGCUGCCCUCAAUGGCAAAAAGGAAAAGGAAGAAAAACUCACCGUGGAGGAGCUCAAACGCACCCCGCAGAAGGAGAUCUCCUUGGCCAAGGCCAAGUACAGCGUAGCUGACCUCUUCCGGACACCCGACCUGUGCCGUGUGACCUUCUGUCUUUCCCUGGCUUGGUUUUCUACUGGUUUUGCCCACUACAGUUUGGCUAUGAGUGUGGCAGAAUUUGGAGUCAACCUCUACUUCCUCCAGCUCAUCUUUGGUGGGCUUGACUUCCCGGCCAAGUUCAUCCACUUCCUCUCCAUAAACCAUCUGGGCCAACACAGCACCCUGGCCAGUGGUCUACUCCUGGCAGGAGGGUGCAUCCUGGCUCUCAUCUUUGUGCCCUCGGACUCGCAGACCCUGAGGACAGCCCUGGCUGUGUUUGGGAAGGGAUGCUUGUCCAGCUCCUUCAGCUGCCUCUUCCUCUAUUCGAGCGAGCCGUACCCCACGGUCAUCCGGCAAACAGGCAUGAGCAUUGGCAACUUGGGGACCCACAUGGGAAGCAUGAUGGCCCCGCUGGUGAAGAUCACAGGGGAGUGGCAGCCCUUCAUCCCCAAAGUCAUAUUUGGGACCAUCACCUUCCUGGGAGGCAGGGCUGCCCUCUUCCUGCCUGAGACCCUCAAUCAGCCCUUGCCAGAGACUAUUGAAGACGUGGAAACCUGGUCAGUCCUGGUGGCAAAGGAACCAAAGCGGGAACCAGAAAUGGAAAAAACAUCCCAGAGGAUCCCUCUGGACCAGGCCUGGACCCCAGCUGAGGGCAACUGAGCCCCCCUUUCCCUGCCCUCCAGAAACUAAUCCUUGCCAGGUCCUUGCCUGCCUCUGGGCUCUGAGGACACCUUUGGGGGGUGGCCGUGGGGGGGGGGGGGUGGUGUUGAGCACAUCCAUGCUCCUGAACACAGUCUUCUGAAAGCUUGGUUGAGGGCAUCUUCACCACACCGGAGCCCCCAGCCCUGGCCAGUUCAAAGAUUCGGCCACAGGCCUUCCCACACCCCACCCUUGCCCUCACCCUCCUUCAGCCCAGCCCUUCCCCACUGGCCACCUUCCCCCAUUGUCCCAGUCCCCUUCCUCUGAGGUCCCCUGGGCUCCCUGGUUCAGUCCUAACAAAGACAGCUUCCUCUUCUUGCUCCCCACCCCUUUCUUCCAUGGGAGGGUCCAAUAAAUGGCAAUGAAGAACUCAAGCCAUGCUUGCGGCUCAGGAAUGGGCGUGGAAGGGAGAAGGGGACAGGCCACCACGUGGACAUGCGCACUGCUCUCCCCUGCAUCCGUACUUGUGUGUAACACGUGGGUGUGGACACACAGGUACAGGCAAGCUGGGCUGACGUGAACCUGUGUGCACACGUGGGGGACUGAGGCAUGUAUAGGCCAAGCCUACUCGAGACGCUGCAACGACACGCCGCAGGUGCAUCGCUUAAACCACAAACGAGUCUUCCUACCACUUCCGGAAGCUGGGAGGUCCGCGACGAUCGAGGUGCUGGCAGCCUCAGUUCCUGAUGGGAGCCCGCUUCCGGGCUUGUAGGCGGCUGCCUUCUCAUUCUGUCCUCACUUGGCCUGGGGAGAGAGUGAGAGGAAGCAAGGUCUCUGUUGUCCCUUCUUAUGAGGAUGCGAAUCCCAACGUGAUGCCCCACCCUCGUGACCUCAUCUAUCCCUAAUCACCUUCCAAAGGCCCCCACCUGCAAUUACCAGCACACCGGAAGUUAGAGCACCAACAUUGAACAUGGGUGAGGACGCUGCAGUCCGCUGCAAGUCCUGGGCUUAGAAAUGAGUGUGUGCGCGUACGUGUCCCAGCGUGAGUGUGGGCAGAGG